CAGCAGUUUCACCGCAAAUCCAUUGGCGACUGGGACUUUAUCAAGACCAUCGGUGCCGGGUCCAUGGGGAAGGUCAAGCUUGCGAAGCACGUGCGCACGGGCGAUGUGUGCGCGGUCAAAAUCGUGCCACGCGCAGCGAAGCUCUACCAGCGUGCGCACCAGCAUGACUUGCCGCCGCUCGACAAGGCGGAGGCUGCGAAGCGUACCAAAGAGUAUCAGAAGGAGGUUGCGCGUGACAAGCGUACGAUCCGCGAGGGCGCGCUUGGGCGUUUGCUCUACCACCCGUUUAUCUGCCGACUCUACGAGAUGAUUCCGAUGACCAACCACUACUACAUGUUAUUCGAGUACGUACAAGGGGGGCAGAUGCUCGACUAUAUCGUGUCGCACGGAUCGCUCAAGGAGCGACAUGCACGCAAGUUCGCGCGCGGUAUCGCGUCCGCGCUCGACUACUGCCACCGCAACUCGGUCGUGCACCGCGACCUCAAGAUCGAGAAUAUCAUGAUUGCCAAGAGUGGUGACAUUAAACUCAUCGACUUUGGGCUCUCCAACAUGUUUGACAAACACAACUUGCUCAAGACGUACUGUGGGUCGCUCUACUUCGCGGCGCCCGAGCUUCUCUCCGCACACCCCUACAUAGGCCCGGAGGUGGACGUGUGGUCGUUCGGAGUGGUGUUGUACGUGUUGGUGUGUGGCAAGGUGCCGUUUGACGACCCCUCGGUGAGCGCGUUGCACGAGAAGAUCAAGCGCGGCAAGGUAGACUACCCGGACCACCUCUCGCGUGAGUGCCUUGCGUUGUUGUCGCGCAUGUUGGUGGUGAAGCCUGAUCAACGCGCAACCCUCGCAGAAGUGAUGAGCCAUCCGUGGAUGGUUAAGGGGUUCGACGGUGCGCCUGCAUCGUACAUGCCGUUGCGUUUCCCCAUCAGCCUCCCGUUGGACCAACAGAUUGUGCGCGACAUGGUCAACCUCGACAUGGGUACGGAGGAGCUGAUUGCUGGCGAUUUGGCCGAAAUCUUGUCCAGUUCUGAGUACAAGGCAUCGUACGACAACUGGUACGCAUACUACAAUGCGAAUGCGAAGUACCGCGACGUGAGCUACGUGCAUCCCGACUCGGGCGUGAUUAUUCCUGACCCUACCAAUGCGUACCACCCGCUUAUCUCCAUCUAUUACCUUGUGGAGGAGAUGCGCAAGCGCAAGCGUGCGAAAGAAGACGCCGUGCGAGCGGAAGAGAAACCUGCGGAGGAUCCAAAACCAGAACCUGUGGCCGUGGAGAAACCUGAGCCUGUGGCUGAGAAGCCGCACGUAACGCUACCGACAUUCCCGGAACCAGCGUACGCCGCGGCGCCACCACUGAGCAAGUACCAGACGCUCGUGCCAGGCCCCGCACCACCUGCGAUGGCACCACCACAGCAGCAGCCGAGCCGCACUCUGUCUACCCGCAAGAGCUACGACAGCGCGGCGUCUGCCGAGCCGCCUACCACGCCAUCCAAGGCGCAGGGGUUCAACUUGUUCCGCCGCUUCAGUGCGAAGAAGCCCAAGGAGGUGUCGCCGGGAUACGACCUCCCUCCGUUGCCGAAUAUUGAGUUUGAUAUGGAUGGACAAACAGCCAAGGGGGCUGGCGUCACGGACAUGACCCUUGAUCCUAUACGUCGCGGCGUGAGUAUGAAGGUGACGUCAAGGGAGAGAAAGCACGAUAAUGACCUGGGCGAGAAGUACUUGCAGCCGCGCGCCAACCACACGCGCACGGCCUCUGCCGCGGCACCUACUGCCCCAGCCUCCGCUCCGGUUGCCACGCCGAUCUCAGGCGUGCAUUACGAAGAUGACCACGACAACGACGACUUUGUGGUCUCAGGAAACUAUGCGCCACCGCAGAAGCUGACCACUAAGCGCAAGAUGCAUCCAACCGCGCGCGCAAAGUCUGUGGGCCACAUGCGCGCAGAUACGAAAUUCGACCCGCCGCCGUUACCAACGCACCUUGAUCCGAAGCAGUAUGGCGCGUUGACCAACGGUAAGGAUGGCAGUUUCUUUGACGAUGUGACGCUCGACUCGCGGGAAACGCCGGAGAAGAGUGCGCUUCCAAGCAUCGCGACGUUGACGCACCAGUCGCAUCUCACAGACCGCCAGGUCAUUGAGCAGGCCGCGCGCGCUCCGUCAGGCUCCAUGCCGUCGAUUGAGUUCCCACGCACGCUUUUCCUCAAGGGAUUUUUCUCGGUGCAGACCACAUCCACGAAACCGUUGCCGGUCAUUCGCUACGAUAUUGUGAGCGUGUUGAGCAAGUUGGGUGUCACGUUCACUGAGGUCAAGGGCGGUUUUGUGUGUAUGCACACGCCGUCGAUUGAGGCCAACCCCGUUCCAGAGGAGGAGCCGAUAUACGAGAAUGCUUUGACGUCGAAGUCGUCGGAAAAUGACACCGCCAUCGGACUCGGUGACGAGGACGAAGGGAGCAAGACCCACCGUCGCAAGUUUUCGCUCGGGACUACGUUGUUGAGCUACAGGCGCAAGACCGACUCGGGGGCGAAUCUCCAGGAGCCUGCGCCAGAGCUCGCGAACCAAAUCCGCAAGGCCCGUUCACCGUUGAAGUUUGAGAUCCAUUUGGUAAAGGUGCCGUUGGUGGGGUUGUAUGGUGUUCAGUUUAAGAAGGUGCUUGGGAACACGUGGAUGUACAAGGCGUUGGCGGGGCAGAUUUUGGGCGAGUUGAACUUGUAG
This is a messenger RNA of Babjeviella inositovora NRRL Y-12698, 2703 nucleotides long. RefSeq names its product serine/threonine protein kinase (gene KIN2). Gene Ontology annotation, biological process: microtubule cytoskeleton organization; intracellular signal transduction; protein phosphorylation. Lineage: Eukaryota; Fungi; Ascomycota; Pichiomycetes; Serinales. Gene Ontology annotation, cellular component: cytoplasm. The record is from RefSeq and is a predicted model, not a curated record. Gene Ontology annotation, molecular function: protein serine/threonine kinase activity; tau-protein kinase activity; ATP binding. The transcript is spliced from 2 exons. The annotation marks the transcript as partial.